This is a messenger RNA of Camelus dromedarius (Arabian camel), 5227 nucleotides long. RefSeq names its product IKAROS family zinc finger 4 (gene IKZF4). Gene Ontology annotation, biological process: regulation of transcription by RNA polymerase II. Gene Ontology annotation, molecular function: RNA polymerase II cis-regulatory region sequence-specific DNA binding; DNA-binding transcription factor activity. The transcript has 8 exons. Bases 394 to 2151 code for a protein of 585 amino acids. The record is from RefSeq and is a predicted model, not a curated record. Lineage: Eukaryota; Metazoa; Chordata; Mammalia; Artiodactyla; Camelidae.
CGCACCCCCGCCAGACACACAUACACACUCUCUCCAGCCCCCUCCCCGGGCACAUCCAGGCGUGAGCUGCUUGCGCUCUCCCUCUCUCUCUCCCUCUCUCUCUCCCUCUCCCUCUCUCUCUCUCCCUCUGUCUCUCUCUCUAUCACACACACACAUACACACACACACACACACACACACACACACACACACUCACUCACUCACUCACUCACUCACUCACACACACAUACACCCUGGGCUGAGCUCUUCUUGCUGGCUGCAGCCGUGGGCCCCUGCUCACCGUGCCGCUGCCGCUGCCUGCGAAAUGACGGCGGUUCCCCUCACUUCCAGGAAUCCACGCUUCCUGGAAGGUGAGUGGCUGGGCUCACCCCUGCCUGCCACCGAGACGCAGACAUGCACACACCGCCCGCACUCCCUCGCCGUUUCCAAGGCGGCGGCCGCGUUCGCACCCCAGGGUCUCACCGGCAAGGGAAGGAUAAUCUGGAGAGGGAUCCCUCAGGAGGGUGUGUUCCGGAUUUCUUGCCUCAGGCCCAAGACUCCAACCAUUUUAUAAUGGAAUCUUUAUUUUGUGAAAGUAGCGGGGACUCAUCUCUGGAGAAGGAGUUCCUCGGGGCCCCAGUGGGGCCCUCAGUGAGCACCCCCAACAGCCAGCACUCUUCUCCCAGCCGCUCACUCAGUGCCAACUCCAUCAAGGUGGAGAUGUACAGCGAUGAGGAGUCGAGCAGACUGCUGGGGCCGGAUGAGCGGCUCUUGGAAAAGGAUGACAGUGUGAUCGUGGAAGACUCAUUGUCGGAGCCGCUGGGCUACUGUGAUGGAAGCGGGCCAGAGCCUCACUCCCCUGGUGGCAUCCGGCUGCCCAAUGGCAAGCUCAAAUGUGACGUCUGCGGCAUGGUCUGCAUCGGCCCCAACGUGCUCAUGGUGCACAAGCGCAGCCACACGGGGGAAAGACCCUUCCACUGCAACCAGUGCGGUGCCUCCUUCACCCAGAAGGGCAACCUGCUGCGCCACAUCAAGCUGCACUCUGGGGAGAAGCCCUUCAAGUGUCCCUUCUGCAACUACGCCUGCCGUCGGCGUGAUGCACUCACUGGCCACCUCCGCACACACUCAGUCUCCUCUCCCACGGUGGGCAAGCCCUACAAGUGUAACUACUGCGGCCGGAGCUACAAACAGCAGAGCACCCUGGAGGAGCACAAGGAGCGGUGCCACAACUACCUGCAGAGUCUCAGCACUGAAGCCCAAGCGCUGGCCGGCCAAUCAGGUGAUGAGAUACGGGACCUGGAGAUGGUGCCAGACUCCAUGCUGCACUCAUCCUCUGAGAGGCCAACUUUCAUUGAUCGUCUGGCCAACAGCCUCACGAAACGCAAGCGUUCCACCCCUCAGAAGUUCGUAGGCGAAAAGCAGAUGCGAUUCAGCCUCUCGGACCUCCCCUACGAUGUGAACUCGGGCGGCUAUGAGAAGGAUGUGGAGUUGGUGGCACACCACGGCCUGGAGCCUGGCUUUGGAGGUUCUCUGGCCUUUGUAGGGGCAGAGCAUCUGCGUCCCCUCCGCCUUCCACCUACUAAUUGUAUCUCGGAACUCACGCCCGUCAUCAGCUCUGUCUACACUCAGAUGCAGCCCCUCCCCAGUCGACUGGAGCUUCCAGGGUCCCGAGAAGCAGGUGAGGGACCCGAGGACCUGGCUGAUGGGGGUCCCCUCCUCUACCGGGCCCGAGGCCCCCUGACUGACCCUGGGGCAUCCCCCAGCAAUGGCUGCCAGGACUCCACAGAUACAGAGAGCAACCAUGAAGAUCGGGUUGGGGGGGUGGUAUCCCUCCCUCAGGGUCCCCCACCCCAGCCACCGCCCACCAUUGUGGUGGGCCGGCCCAGUCCCGCCUACGCCAAAGAGGACCCCAAGCCACAGGAGGGGUUACUGUGGGGCACCCCAGGCCCCUCCAAGGAAGUGCUUCGGGUGGUGGGUGAGAGCGGGGAGCCAGUGAAGGCCUUCAAAUGUGAGCACUGCCGCAUCCUCUUCCUGGACCAUGUCAUGUUCACCAUCCACAUGGGCUGCCAUGGCUUCAGAGACCCUUUUGAGUGCAACAUCUGUGGUUACCACAGCCAGGACCGGUACGAAUUCUCUUCCCACAUCGUCCGGGGGGAGCACAAGGUGGGCUAGCGACCUACUGCCCCCGCCCCACUCAGCCCACCACUCCACUGCCCGAGCUGCAGGAGUCUAGCCCUGUCCCCACCACAUCCCAAGCUGUUUGGUUGUGUAGCCCUCACCACUGGCUACAGGACGUCACACUUGACCCUGACCCCUCCCCACUACGCUCCUCCUCUUCCCUGACUGAUCUAAGCGUUGUGAUGAAAUAGGUCUUUUGCUUAUUUUUCUACUUUUUCUCUUCUCCUCUCAUCCCACCAUCUCACUGAGUUAUUUAUUAAUAUAAUUUGUUGAUUUUUCUCUUGCUUUUUUUUUCUCUUUUUUUUUUUUUACCUUAUAGUGGUUACUUACCACUUACUACUCCCCAACCCUCCUGCCCACCGUCCCCUUCCACUUUAGGCCUCAUUUUUCUCUUGGAUCCAGCUUCCUCCAGCAGCCCCAGGGGUAGGAGGCUCCUCUCAGUGCUAAGAGACCUUGAGCUUCUUGAGUUAAGUCCUCACCUUUUACAUUAUCCGAUUCUUCAGUUUUGAUGCUGGUAGCUCCCUCUGGCCCUACCUUAGCUCUGUGGCAUUAUAUCUCCUCUCUGGGACCCUUCAAACUGGUACUUCAUACCUCUCGUGCCCUCUCACUUUAGGCAGCUUGCACUAUUUCUGAACGAAUGAAGAAAUCCCUCACUUGGAAGUAGGAGGGGCUGGAGAAAAUCUCCCCAGGCACCGUGGGACCUAGGGUCCUGUUGACAGACCCCUGGUAAUAUGAGUUCCCCAAAGCCUGUAUUCGGGAUCUGUCUUCUCUCCUCAGACAACCCCCAGCGCUGCUCUACUCUCUUCAGCCUGCCAGUCUACUCUGGUGGUUUUUCUCUCCUUGGAAUGCCCCAAUUUUAUAUUCUCAGGGGCCAAGGCUAGGUCAGCAAUCCUGUCUCUGACACAUUGGGAGCCACAGGUGCCUAACUGGGAACCAGGGAAGGGGGUGGGUCAAAAUCUUUCUCUUUCUCUUCCACCUCUCAACUUUCUUCACUCUAGUGACCUUCCUGGGCUCUCGGGGGCUCCGGGUGUCCCUGUCCUCUGAGAAGCUGGUGGGUUGCUGCCUGAUGACAAGGGGGUAGUAUCCUCAGCCCCCCAGUCAUGCUGCCUUCUUCUCCCCCUGGUAGGAUUCACCCUCUCAUUCCCGGGCUCCUGGCCCUGUUCUUAGGAUCAGUGGCAGGGAGAAAAGGAUGUGUCUUUUCUCUCUUCUAAUUUUCAGUGUAACCAAAAAUUAUCCCAGGAUAAACAAGGGCACGUGGCCCUCACCCCAUUCCACUCCUGUCCCAGCAAGAAUGGGAUGGGUGCAACUGAAUUGGGGGCCUUCCUUUACUGCCCCCUCUACAGUCAGCUCCCAGACGUAGGGCAGGAGGGGGGCACUCUCCUGGCUGCUGCAGAGACCCCUGGCUAUUUGGGUCACCUAGAGAAAGGGGCAGGAGGAGAUACAGCUCCAUUGCAAGUGGAGGUCUCUUUCUACAAGAGUUCCCUGCCCAAGGCCACAGCCAUCCCAUUCUCUGCUUCCUUGAGAUUCAAACCAAAGCCUGUUUUUCUAUAUUUAAAGAAAAAAAAAGUAAAACCAAACACAACACCUCACAAGUUGUAACACUUGGUCCUUCUCUCUCUCUCUCCCUCUCUCCUUCUCUCUUCCCUUCCAUCUUUCUUUCCACAUGUCCUUUCCUUAUUGGCUCUUUUGCCUCCUACUUUUCUCACUCCCUAUCAGGGAUAAUUUAGGGGGAUGGUAAAGGGUUGGCUAAGGAACAGACCCUGGGAUUGGGGCUCUUAAGGGCUCUAAGAGAGUCUACCUUACCCUCUUCUGGGAAAGGUGACCCUAAAAACCUUCUCUUCUUCCUCCUUUUCUCCCCCAUUAUGCGGUCUCCCCAGGAGAACCAGAUUGCCAGGGAGGGGCACUGUGGGUUGGUUGUUCCUCCUUGACAAUGUAGCAAUAAACAGAUGCUGCCAAGGGCAGAGGAUGGGGGAGUCCGCUGGGAGGAGAGUGGUCUCCGGGGAAGGGGAGAGUCUCCAGAGCACCCCAGCGAACUGGCUCCUUGUUUCAGAAUGGCAGCAGAGCUGAGAUUAGUAUCUGGGGUUCCCCUCAACUGUUCUGGUUAUUGAGCCCCUUCCCGACUGACGUGCCCCCACCACCUCUUCUACGUCUGCUGUGUAUUUGGUGGCACCUCAUUAGGACUAUUCCCUCCUGGGGCAUCAGAGCCUUAGGGUGCCCCGCCCCCUCCCCAGUCAGUUUUGGCACCUGUAGCCUCCUGGAACAUGAAGGACUAUGCUCUGAGGCCAUACUCUGAGCCCAUGAGAGCAGAGACUGGAAGGGCAAGCCCAGGUGCUAAGGAGGGGAGAGAAGGGCACUCUGUCUCUCUCCAGACCAUCACUGCACUUUAACCAGGGUCUUAGGUACAAAAUCCUACUUUCCAGAGCCUUCCAGCUCUGGAACUUCAAACAUCCUCAUGCUCUCUCCCAGCCCUUUUUGCAUAAAAAAAAAAGUAAAUAAAAAAAAAAUACGUUGAAACCCACAUGGAGAAAAGAGGUGUUUUUCUUUUAUACUGAUAUUUAAAAUCAACACCACACAAGAAAAUUUCUAAAUAGAUGCUUUUCCAGACCUUUGUUUUUUCUUGUCAGUAUCCAAGCUGCAGAUGGGAUUUUGUAAUACUUCUGGCAGCUUCUUUCCUUGUGUACAUAAUAUAUAUAUAAUAUAUAUAUAUAUAUUAUAUAUAUUUUUAAUCAGAAGUUAUGAAGAACAAAAAGAAAAACUAAAACAGAAGCAAGUGCAAUACCACCUCUUCUCUCUCCCAGGGUUUCAUUUGUAGCCUAUGCUUGGUGUCUCCUUGGAUUUACCCCUUCACCUCUUCCUCUGGUUCCCCUCUCCUCCUCUUUUUUUUUUUUUUUUUAAAGAGUUUUUCUCCUUUCUCAAGAGGAGUUAAACUAGCUUUUGAGACUUAUUGCAAAGCAUUUUGUAUAUGUAAUAUAUUGUAAGUAAAUAUUUGUGUAACGGAGAUAUACUACUGUAAGUUUUGUACUGUACUGGCUGAAGGUCUGUUAUAAAUAAACAUGAGUAAUUUAACACC